This is a messenger RNA of Cebus imitator (Panamanian white-faced capuchin), 626 nucleotides long. Its product is annotated as beta-microseminoprotein A1-like. The transcript is spliced from 4 exons. The coding region runs from base 106 to 510 and encodes 134 amino acids. Lineage: Eukaryota; Metazoa; Chordata; Mammalia; Primates; Cebidae. The record is from RefSeq and is a predicted model, not a curated record.
UUAUCAUUCCCAAUGAUGUCAAAUGCGUGGUUGCCCUCUCCAGUAUAAAAGAUUUAUGCGACUUUCCCUAGAUGCACCUGCCUGUAAGGAGUCCUGCUCGUCACGAUGAACGUUCUCCUGGGAAGACUUGUGAUCCUUGCAACCUUUGUGACUUUAUGCAAUGCAUCAUGCUAUUUAAUACCCAAUAAGAUAGUUCCAGGAGAGUCAACCAAGGAUGGGCUCCCGAAGACAGGAGAGAGUAUCCAAUGGUCUGACGCUAUUCUAGAGAUUGGCCUGGUCAUCCCUUCAGCUUUGGCCUUGCAGAUUUGCAAAAAUAGCGGUGACUCUGAGCAUAGGCAGUGGAUUAGAUGUGAGGGGCUCUGGUUUUGUCUCAAUGACAGUAUUGCUAUACCUGUGGGAUAUGACAAAGACAACUGCCAGAAAAUCUUCAAGCAAGAGGACUGCAAGUAUAUUGUGGUGGAGAAGAAGGACCCAAAUAAGACCUGUGAUGUCACCGAAUGGAUAUCGUAAUGUGCUUCUAGUAGGCACAGGGCUCCCAGGCCAGGCCUCAUUCUCCACUGGCCUCUAAUAGUCUAUGAUGGUGUAGCCUUGCCUAUCAGUAAAAGAUUUUUGAGCAAACACUUGAA